AGAGAAUGUGACCAAAGCAAAAGGCCAAAGGCACUGACUGUUCUCUUACGCCAAGAACACUGCAAUGGUAAGUCUGAGGAUUCUUUUUCUCAGCACUCACCAUCCUAAUAAGUAAUUAAUCAAAUAUUUUUCAUCUAAAAGAAUAAAAACAGCAUCUUGUUAGUGGGUGAGGCACCAAAUCAAAGGUUGAAAUUUGUCAGAUUAGGGUUCUUAUUAUACUCUUACUGCAAUUAGCCAAUUACAAGACACUGUCUUAGAAUUCAGACCCCAAAAGGAAUCUGAUUCCGAAGACUUUAACCCCUCCUCCGGAUAAGGUUUGGAGGGAUUGAAUUGAAAAGCAUUGUUCUUUUUUUCUUGGGUUGAUUUUUGUUUAUGUGGAUGAGCCAAUAAUUAUCCAAUUUUGGUUCUUUUGGAUUAAUUCCUAGAUGGGUUUUUCUGGGUUUUCGAUUUGGAAUUUGGAGCUCAAUCGAUUGGUUGAUGGGUUUAACCUUGUGGUAUUUUUAGGUGAUGAUGCUACACUUGGCAGUUCUGGAUGUUGUGGAUCGAUUCCUUGAUGGGUUUUUCUUGCUUGAUUAUUUAGAGAGGCCUUGAAGGAUCGGUGAUUGAUAUCAACAAUUGUUUGUGAUUUGGAAGAUUUUUGUUGAAAAUACAGAACUCCAGAUUGAUUUAUAGGUUGAUUGUGAUUGGAUUUAAGUAAUAAUCGCAUCUUUCAGUUUAGGAUUGCAGAGCUGUUGUAUAAAAUGGAGGGUCAGGCAAUUUCUGGUGAUGAGGUUUCAUUAACUUUAGUUAGAGAGGAAGACGAAGAAGAGUUUCGGAGCUGUUGUGAAGACGAUGAUGAAGUUUGGAAGGAGACUGAAGAACCAAUGAAAGUUGAGGCAAAAGAUGAGUCAAAAGAUGAUCUCGAUGAAUUUUCGGUGAAAAUGUUCUUCAAAGGCAUGUCCAUAGCUGGGUACGGGGACGCCAGUUGUGGGCUUUCUGGAAUCGGAGUUGUCAUGGAAAGAUCAAUCAAUGUUCCUGCAAUUCAGGUGCAGAAAAGGCUUGAUUUUUAUGUGGAGGAGCCUGUGGCUGACUAUUUAGCCCUGAUGGAUGGUCUAAUGGAGGCUGUGCAGAAUAAAUUCCGUAGGGUGUAUGCAUUCACAGAUUCUGAGCUGUUAUAUGAUCAGGUUUCACAUGAGGAGAAACUUGAAGUUCCAAUCUUGAUAGCACUGAGGCAAAGGAUCCUAGAGCAUGCCUGUAAUCUUGAAGCUUUUGUCCUGAAACUUGUCCCCACUGUAGAUCUUGAGCGGCCAUCAAAAUUAGCCCAAGUGGCAAUUGGAGUUGUCUCCUUUCCUGCUAAGGGUGUUGAAUCACUUGAAAAUUGUUCCAUCUGUUGCGACGAUAAACCAUCCCCAAUGAUGAUCACCGUGAAGUGUUCUCAUAAGUUCUGUACUCAUUGCAUGAGGACAUAUGUUGAUGGGAAGGUACAAUCCUCUCAAGUUCCCAUCAGAUGUCCUCAGCUGCGAUGCAUGUAUUACAUCUCCACUGCUGAGUGCAAAUCUUUUCUUCCACUCACUUCUUAUGAGUCAUUGGAGAAAUCCCUUGCAGAAGCGAAUAUUCUCCACUCAGAUAGAGUGUACUGCCCAUUUCCAAAUUGUUCCACCCUGCUUGCUCCCCUUGAAUGUUUGUCAGCCAGGGCAAGUUCAUCAAGUCAGUCAGAUAACAGCUGUGUCGAAUGUCCAGUUUGUCAGAGGUUCAUAUGUGUGGAUUGUGGGGUUCCUUGGCAUUCUUCUAUGAGCUGUGAGGAGUUCCAAAACCUCCCACUGGAAGAGAGAGAUGCUGCAGAUAUUACCUUGCAUCGCUUGGCACAGAAUAACAGCUGGAGGCGUUGCCAGCAGUGUCGUAGGAUGAUUGAGCUCUCUCAAGGUUGCUACCACAUGACGUGCUGGUGUGGGCAUGAGUUCUGUUAUUCUUGUGGUGCUGAAUAUCGGGAUAGCCAACAGACUUGUCAAUGUGCCUUCUGGGACGAAGACAACAAUAACAACACAGAAGACUUGGUCACUCAGUCUAUGCAUGAAUCUGAGCAAUGGGCGUGGGAAACAUUCAAUUCGUUGCCCAUGAUAAUGGAUGCGUACUCGGACCAAGAGAGAUCACAGCUGGAGCUGAUCCAGAGGUUCCUAGCUGGGGGAUUCAGUUUAAGCGACCAUCCCCCUUACCAGUCCCCACCGCGAUGUACAGAUUCUUAUGUAGAUGCCAUGAAAGAUCUUCAUCAGCUUCCUUGGCUGGAGAGGUUUGUGUCCGUGAUAAGCGAUAACUACUAUGAAGAAUAUAUCCAGUGAAUUAAAGGACUCCCGAUUUGGAAAAUAAUCUGCACAGUUACCCGACUAUGCCUUUCGAUAGGAGUAAAGAGUGUCUCGCUCUAUUCACCCCGGAGAUAUAUGUGCCUCUUUUCCUUUGUAGUUUCGUAAGCAAUGUGUUCAAAGAUUUGCGGCCAUUAAAAGUACCUUGUGUAAAACCUAGAAAGAGAAGUAUCUAUAUGCUUGAUGAUAGCUUUCUGCUUGAAAAAAAAAAAGGAGAUGAAGAAAUAAACACUGAAUUGAACGUUUA
Messenger RNA from Pyrus x bretschneideri (Chinese white pear), 2583 nucleotides. RefSeq names its product E3 ubiquitin-protein ligase RSL1. Gene Ontology annotation, cellular component: cytoplasm; ubiquitin ligase complex. The transcript is spliced from 4 exons. Gene Ontology annotation, molecular function: ubiquitin conjugating enzyme binding; RNA-DNA hybrid ribonuclease activity; zinc ion binding. Gene Ontology annotation, biological process: protein polyubiquitination; ubiquitin-dependent protein catabolic process; positive regulation of proteasomal ubiquitin-dependent protein catabolic process. The coding region runs from base 741 to 2315 and encodes 524 amino acids. The record is from RefSeq and is a predicted model, not a curated record. Lineage: Eukaryota; Viridiplantae; Streptophyta; Magnoliopsida; Rosales; Rosaceae.